This is a messenger RNA of Moesziomyces antarcticus, 234 nucleotides long. Its product is annotated as NEDD8 precursor. NCBI's taxonomy places the organism in Eukaryota, Fungi, Basidiomycota, Ustilaginomycetes, Ustilaginales, Ustilaginaceae. The transcript has 4 exons. Gene Ontology annotation, biological process: protein neddylation; regulation of proteolysis; modification-dependent protein catabolic process. The record is from RefSeq and is a predicted model, not a curated record. Bases 1 to 234 code for a protein of 77 amino acids. Gene Ontology annotation, cellular component: nucleus; cytoplasm. Gene Ontology annotation, molecular function: ubiquitin protein ligase binding; protein tag activity.
AUGUUGAUCAAAGUGAAGACACUUACUGGCAAGGAGAUCGAGCUGGAUAUCGAGCAGACGGACAAGAUCCAGCGCAUCAAGGAGCGUGUCGAGGAGAAGGAGGGCAUCCCACCAGCACAGCAGCGUCUCAUCUUUGGCGGAAAGCAGAUGCACGACGAGAAGACAGCUAAGGACUUUGGCGUCGAAGGCGGUAGCGUGCUCCAUCUCGUCCUCGCGCUCCGUGGCGGCCAGUAA